Messenger RNA from Hippoglossus stenolepis (Pacific halibut), 6295 nucleotides. It is a transcript of the gene kif5aa, whose product is annotated as kinesin family member 5A, a. Gene Ontology annotation, molecular function: ATP binding; microtubule motor activity; microtubule binding. The transcript has 29 exons. The record is from RefSeq and is a predicted model, not a curated record. NCBI's taxonomy places the organism in Eukaryota, Metazoa, Chordata, Actinopteri, Pleuronectiformes, Pleuronectidae. The coding region runs from base 456 to 3578 and encodes 1040 amino acids. Gene Ontology annotation, biological process: microtubule-based movement.
CGCCGACAGAGGGCGCUGUGGCGAGCCGAGCAUCGUCCUCAUCAUCUUCAUCAGCAGCUUUACCUCCGUGUCCUUCCAGCAGCAGCUCACCUUCAGCCGGACACACGCACGUCCACCGCCGCGCCCGCAAAAACACACGGAGGAUAAAUAGCGAUCGUCCAACAGAGGAGCCCGAGCAGCACCAGUGUCGGUGGUUGUAAUGAUGUAGCGGGUCGUUUUACGGUUUGACUUCAACAUCCAGCGCCUUCGCCUCACUGCGACACGGAGACACCGUCCAGCUGCGCACAAAUACAUCUGCAGUCGAUCUCAACCCAAACCAGCCGGCCCGUCCCGCGGCCUCCUCUGCACCAAGAAGGUCCAAGUGUCUGCGCAUCGCUCUCCCCGAGGCUCCACAUCCGCCUCCAGCAGCCUCUUUCCAGCAGGAAGCAGCGUCCUCCGCCAGUUCAGCCUGCGCCAUGGCCGACAUCCCAGCGGAGUGCAACAUAAAAGUGCUGUGUCGCUUUCGCCCCCUCAACCAGUCGGAGAUUGUCCGGGGGGACCUGUUUCUGCCCAAAUUCCAGGGCGAUGACACCGUCGCCGUCGGGGGGAGGUCCUAUGCCUUUGACCACGUGUUUCCAACCAACACCACCCAGGAGCAGGUGUACAACACCUGCGCCAAGCAGAUUGUCAAGGAUGUGCUGGGUGGCUACAAUGGCACUAUCUUCGCAUAUGGACAAACCGCCUCCGGGAAGACUCACACCAUGGAGGGCAAACUCCACGACCCUCACCAGAUGGGUAUUAUUCCUCGCAUUGCUGAGGACAUUUUCAACCACAUCUUUGCAAUGGAUGAAAACCUUGAAUUCCACAUCAAGGUUUCCUACUUUGAAAUCUACAUGGACAAAAUCCGUGACCUGCUGGAUGUGACAAAGACCAACCUGUCCGUCCAUGAGGAUAAGAAUAGGGUGCCCUAUGUGAAGGGAUGCACUGAGCGUUUCGUCUCCAGCCCUGAUGAGGUCAUGGAUGUGAUCGACGAGGGCAAAAACAACCGUCACGUGGCUGUGACCAACAUGAACGAGCACAGCUCCCGCAGCCACAGCAUCUUCCUGAUCAACAUCAAGCAGGAGCAUGUGGAGACUGAGCAGAAGCUGUGUGGAAAACUCUACCUGGUUGAUCUGGCUGGCAGUGAGAAGGUGAGUAAGACCGGAGCUGCAGGAGCCGUCCUGGAUGAGGCUAAAAACAUCAACAAGUCUCUCUCUGCUCUGGGAAACGUCAUCUCCGCGUUGGCUGAGGGCACGAAAUCUCACGUGCCGUAUCGUGACAGCAAAAUGACCCGCAUCCUGCAGGACUCUCUUGGUGGCAACUGUCGCACCACCAUGUUCAUCUGCUGCUCUCCCUCCAGCUACAACGACACAGAGACCAAAUCGACUCUGAUGUUUGGCCAACGUGCCAAGACCAUCAGGAACACCGCCUCCAUCAACCUGGAGCUGACGGCGGAGCAGUGGAAGAGGAAGUUUGAGAAGGAGAAGGAGAAGAACAAGACCCUGAAGGAUUCCAUCACGAAGCUGGAGGGCGAGCUCAACCGCUGGAGGAAUGGAGAAAACGUGCCUGAGACAGAGCAGACUACGGCAGACGUGGUGAUCCAUACUGUGGAGGAGCGCCCCAUUUUGGACAACGACACCUCCUCCAUUGUGGUCCGUAUUUCCGAGGAGGAGCGUCAGAAGUAUGAGGAGGAGAUCAGGAAGCUGUACAAGCACCUGGAUGACAAGGAUGAUGAGAUCAAUCUGCAGUGCCAGUUUGUGGAGAAACUGAAGCAGCAGAUGCUGGACCAGGAUGAGCUCCUGGCCUCAUCCCGUGGGGAUGGGGACAAGGUCCAGGCUGAGCUUGGCAGGCUGCAGGGGGAGAGUGACUCUGCCAAGGCUGAGGUGAAGGAGGUGCUUCAGGCUCUGGAGGAGCUGGCCAUCAACUAUGACCAGAAGAGCCAGGAGGUGGAGGAGAAAGGCCUGCAGAACCAGCUGCUGGCCGACCAACUGGCCCAGAAAAUGGCCAGUCUGAUGGAGCUGGAGGCAGAGCUGUCUCGUAUGCAGGAAGUGAGCGGUCAGCAGAGGAAACGUAUCGCUGACGUCCUCAACGGCCUGAUGAGGGACCUCAGUGAGUUCAGCACCAUCGUGGGCAACGGCGAGAUCAAGCUGCCGGUGGAGAUCAGCGGCGCCAUCGAGGAGGAGUUCACCGUGGCUCGCCUCUACAUCAGCAAGAUCAAGUCGGAGGUGAAGAGCAUGGUGAAGCGCUGCCGACAGCUGGAGAUCAUGCAGCUGGAGUGCCACCGCAAGAUGGAGGAGACAGGGAGGGAGCUCUCCUCCUGCCAGCUCCUCAUCUCUCAGCAUGAGGCUAAGAUCCGCUCUCUGACGGAGUACAUGCAGAGUGUGGAGCAGAAGAAGAGGCUGCUGGAGGAGAGCCACGACUCGCUGAGCGAAGAACUGGCCAAGCUGCAAGACCAGGAUAACUCCCUGCUCGAGGGGAAGGAUGGAGAGAAGGGCGAGAUUGAGGAGGGAAAUGUGAAGAAGACUGUCCGUCAGCAGGGAGAUUCUCACCGCGGCCUCCAUCACAAGCAGCUGACCCGCCUGCGGGACGAGAUCAAUGAGAAGCAGAGGGUCAUCGAUGAGCUCAAUGAUCGUAACUCUAAGAUGGAGCUGGAGCUGGCUCAGGUUCGCACGGACUUUGAGCGUCUGAAGAGUCAGGACAGCUCCAAGAGCGAGCGCCUGGAGGAGCUCUCAUUCCUGAAUGAACGUCAUGAGCAGGCCAAACAGGACUUGAAGGGUCUGGAGGAGACUGUCGCCCGCGAACUCCAGACCCUCCACAACCUGCGCAAGCUGUUCGUUCAAGACCUCACGUCGCGGGUUAAAAAAAGUUCCGAAAUGGAACCUGAUGAUAGCGGGGGGUCUUGCACCCAGAAGCAGAAGAUUUCCUUUCUUGAAAAUAACCUGGACCAACUUACAAAGGUUCACAAACAGCUGGUUCGUGACAAUGCAGAUCUGCGCUGUGAGCUUCCAAAGUUGGAGAAACGGCUUCGGUCUACUGCUGAGAGAGUUAAGGCCCUGGAGACUGCACUGAGGGACGCCAAGGAGGGCGCCAUGAUGGACCGCCGCCGCUAUCAGCAGGAGGUCGACCGCAUCAAGGACGCCAUGAGAGCCAAGAGCGCCCUGCGCCGCCCCCACGCAGCACAGAUCGCCAAGCCGGUGAGACCGAAGCAGCUGACAGGUUGCUCUCCCACAAACCCGUUCUACACCUACAUCCGUGCCACUGAACAGGCCAACACCUACAGCAACGCCCUCUUCCAAGGAAGCGUGACACAGCAGAGCGCCGCCACCGCCACCUGCAACCCCAACUCUGUCCAGAGCAACACAGUUUCCACAGCACUGGGCUACAGAGCAGGCAAAUAUAAUGGAGACAUACUGGAGUCCUUCCCACUAAAUAUUGACAAUGGUAACAACAUCAGUGAAACGAGAGACAUCAACGACAACAGGAGUGAUGUUCACUGUGGCAGCGAGGUGGAUGAUACAAACAGGCACUACAUCGUUCAGCAGGAGACGGCUGCAAGUUAAUCCCAGGAUGAUGACCAAACACUGUUUCCACCCAUGGACCCUCCCCUCCCAUCUGCAUGCAGCCCGUCUCCCUGUCCCUCCACUGCAUCACUGAUGAAGACGAAGAUGAGGAUCUGUAGCCCUGUAUUCUAAUUACUAGAUGAACCCCCCUUCCCCGGCUCUUAUGGUGACCACCCUCAUCGUCAGGUUUGGGGUCGAGUCCACUCCAGUUCAGUCAGUGCAAGAAAUACAUCAAAUCAGAUGUUUUUAUAGUUACAGAAUAACCACCACGAAUUUGACCACAAUUUGUCAGAAGAUGUCUGAUGCUGAUUAACCUCCCGAGGUGUUUGAACUGAGGUGGGUCUGACUCCAUCCCUGAACACCUAGUACACACAUGUUGUAAAUAAUAGUGCUGUAUACUCCAGUAGAGGUUUUCGACCAGCAACUGUUUGUGUGAGCGCACAGCCUCCACCGUCCCCCGCACACGUCUCCUUUAGGGCAUCAUGUGGACGACAUACAGUAGGCACACAUGACCUUUUUUCUCAGUCGUAAAUAAGAGUAUAGUGUAGUGCCAGCUUGUAACAGAAGACCCACACUCUUCAUGCAUGUUAGCGGGUUAGCUUUCAAAUUGUUGCAUGUCAUGAUUCCACUCAGGAGCUGGAAUGCCGCGCGUGAAGCGUCUGAUCGACUUCGACAGAUGCCCCAGAAGGAGAGAGAGCUGGUUUCCCUUAAUCCCGAUCCUGGUCUCAGUGCUUUAAAUUUUCUAUUUUAAAAUAAACUCCACUCCAUGGAGGGUGGUUGUGGCUGUAUCGCAGGAAAUAUUGAAAAACUACUACUUUUUAUCUCAGAGAGAGACAUCAGAUGCAGAAAUACGAGGGAAACCCGGCCCAGAUUUGAUGUGUAUAGAGGAAACCUUUUGUAAUUGCUUUCAUACUGUGAUGUCCCAGCUGUACCAUGCUAUUGUACACUCCAGGUAAUGCUGCCCCAUAUGCAUUUAGUGUUGCUCCCUGCGCUGCAUCCCCACCUCGUGAGUCUUCUUACCGAGCCUUAACAAGAGCUGGUUUCUCAUGAUCAAUUUAACAGGCGGUCAUGUGAAUACAUUUGUAAUUGCUACCUCUGAAGCUACUCAUUACACAGUAUACUAAGAUAUCGUCUUUUCAAUUAAGCAGAUGUUUUUCGGACAAUUUGCAACUUAGGUACAAAAACUCUGCGUAGAUGUUCAUAGUUAUAAAGCAGGAUCAGAGCUGGGUAGAAACAUAAACUUUCUACUUCAGGAGAGUAACUGAACGUCUGGGUUCAUUCAUCAAGUCAGCUCAUAUAAUAUCAAGUUCAUUGUUAAAGGAGAAAUGUACUACAUUGAUUCUCAAAUAUUUCCCCUUAACGUUUUUAACUUUUGAGGCUGAAAGGACCUAAUCUGAAGCUACACUAUGGACGUACUUCUGAAUUUUGGUUUAGGAACAUCUCAGAACCUGUUAAGCCUUUUUGGAGGCUGUUUAGUGAUUCUGUGUUUUUAGAAUCAGAUCCAUCAGACGUCCGAUGAUGUAAAAAGUGUCUGUAAACUUGUCCCCGGCUGAGCAGCCACCAGUCUGGCGUGGACGGAGAGUUUGACAGAUUGUUUGUUGUCAGGUCGUGCUGUAAUUCUUCUGUUAAAAAAUCCUGGCCAGCCAAUCAGGAUAGAAGAAAGCAGCGUGUCGUAAGGUGGUGGGCGUGUUGGGACUGAGCAGAGUCACUGAAUAAAAGGUCGGAUUAGAGCCGACGUGGUGUUCCUAAAUUAAAACAGCUUCUUUGUGUAGGAAAAGUUGGACCAAAUUUAAAUGAUAUAUUGUGAAGCUGAAUGUGCCUUCUACGAUUCUAAAUAACACAAAUAUGUGUAAAUGAGAGAGAUGUAAUUUGGCGAGUUUGAUUCAGCCUCUUUUACUAUUAUGAACAACACAAUCUUUAGUUUUAUUUUCAAAACUAUUUCUGGAUGGAAACUUCCGUGUGUUACAUUGAAUGACUGGGUUUGUUCUGUUAUUUCGCCCAGGAACAGUAUGAACUCCGAAUGAUCAUUGACAGCCUCAGUUAUGACGCCACCACUUGGUCUCAUGUUCUCACUGACAUCAACAACAUCUCAGGGCUUCACAUCCACAAUCACAGUGACCACGAGGAGGCCACCACUGUGUUCCUCGUCAGAUUCGAAGAUAUGUGAUCGCAGAUGAACAAUCAGCUCAGUGUGUGUUCUUAAACAACAGAACAGGAUGACGACUCUUAUAGAAAUAAUAUCAUUUCAUACAAACAGUACGUAACAUCUCCAUUCUAGCUCAUGACCCCCUAAAUGAAACAGACCCUCAGCAGCACCCUGGUCAGACCCUACUGUACGUGUCCAAGCAGACCCUCUAUUUGACAUCAUGUUUUAAGUGUAAUAAAUUAUUUUAAAGGAGGGGGAAUGUGUACUAUAUUGUCACCCGCUGUCCCACUGUCUGAUUUCAACAUAUCUAAAAAUGUAUGUGCUAUAUAUUGUUAAUCUUGUAAGUAAAGUAGCGUGCCAUGACAUAGUGAAACGCAAAGGAAAGGUACGCGCUAACCUUGUUCAGAGAAACGUUUGUUUUAUUUAUUUCUGUAUGCCGAUACUGUAGCGUCGACAUGACUGUGUGAAGAAUCACCGUGCAAAAUCUCUGUAUAUAUAGACUCAUCACUAUGCUGUACUGUAUGUGAACCAUUGUGUUGUAGUAAAAAGUUCAAUAAACUUGUAGAAAGGA